Messenger RNA from Fonsecaea nubica, 423 nucleotides. RefSeq lists its product as hypothetical. The record is from RefSeq and is a predicted model, not a curated record. NCBI's taxonomy places the organism in Eukaryota, Fungi, Ascomycota, Eurotiomycetes, Chaetothyriales, Herpotrichiellaceae. The coding region runs from base 1 to 423 and encodes 140 amino acids. The transcript has a single exon.
AUGGCCUUUCCAUAUAAGCGAGCACUUAUUGUUGGAGCGACGGCGGGAAUUGGCGCUGCAAUGGCAGAUCACCUCAUUCACCAAGGUGUCAAGGUUAUUGCUGUCGGACGUAGACAGCAGCGACUGGACACGUUCGUUGAAAAGCACGGCAGUGACACUGCCAGUGCAAUCAGGUUCGACAUUCGAGAGCGGGAAAAAAUGGACGAUUUUGUGCGAGAUGUCACAGAAACCUACCCAGACUUGGAUUGCGUCUUUCUAAAUGCGGGAGUUCAGAGCAUAAUCGACUUGAGCCACCCAGACAAAGUCGACCUAUCGGCUUUCCACUCGGAGGUGGAAGCUAACUUCUCAUCAUUUGUGGAUCUCACCAUGAAAUUUCUACCCUUCUUGAUGAACAAGCAAACCCAGACGAGCCUGAUAUUGUGA